GGUGGCACUGACUGGCACUGAUGGGUGACACUGAAAGGCAGCUCAGAUGGGCACUGAUAUGUGGCAUUGAUGUGCACUGGAGGGCACUGAUAUGUGGCAUUGAUGUGGCACUGAUGGGCACUGGCACGUGGCACUGUUCAGCACGGACAGCUGGCACUGAUGGACACUGACAGAUGGCACUUCUGGGACCACACUGAUCAUCAGGGCACACUGAUCAUCAGUGCCCUGAUGAUCACUGUCAGCGUGACGGCUCG
This is a messenger RNA of Staurois parvus, 254 nucleotides long. NCBI's taxonomy places the organism in Eukaryota, Metazoa, Chordata, Amphibia, Anura, Ranidae. The record is from the annotation of a GenBank genome assembly.